AAUGAUCUCAACACAAAAAGCUAUUCAUCACAUUGUGUUGCUGAGAAAGAAGCCUUUGCUUUUGCAUUGGAACAUUCUCAUUUUCAUGAUUUUAUAUCCUUUAGCUUCUUUGGGAAUUAAUGUCUACUUACUUCCUGCCAUGUUGCACUCUCAUUCCGAUCAUUCUCACCAUCAUCAUCAUCACGAAUCACAUUCAGAUAAUUUAUUUUUUUAUCAUCUUGUUUGUUUGGGUCCUUUGGCUUUGAUACAUUUAGUUACAUUCCUCUCAGCCUAUUGGAAUGUUAAUAUCAAGGCUUUUUUUCAAUACUCACCUGUUGGUUCUGAUUCCAUCAGUGAAGGAAUUGUUGUUAAAGUUGUUCCGAACAAACACAAAGGGUUCACAGAAUUAUGCCCUCUAAAAUUAAUAAGAGAGGAAAAUGGGCAACAGCGAUAUUAUUUCGAAUAUCAAAAGCGAGGCUUUUAUUGGGAUGAAAAUUUAAAACAAUUCGUUAGAAACCGUUUUCCAUAUCAAAAUUUGGAGCAAAAAUCCCAAACACUCAAGGAAUGGAUCACAAAGACUGAGAAACAAGGUUUAACUGAUAAGGAAACACACGUUAAGAGAAGAAUUUAUGGUCAUAAUCAAUUUGAAAUUCCAAUACCAAAGUUCCUUGAGUUAUUUAUCGAACAUGCAUUAGCUCCAUUCUUUGUAUUUCAAGUAUUCUGUGUAUUGUUGUGGUGUUUAGAUGAGUAUUGGUACUAUUCCCUUUUUACACUUGUUAUGUUGUUCAUGUUUGAGAGUACUGUUGUAAAUUCGAGAUUGAGAAGUCUUAACCAAAUAAGACAAAUGGCCACAAAGCCUCAAUUCUUAAAUGUCUAUAGAGAUGGCAAGUGGAUAGAAAUUUCAAGUAUUGAUCUCUUACCUAACGAUAUAAUUUCUGUUACUCAUCAUGCUGAAGAAGGCCAAGUAACACCAUGCGAUAUUUUAUUAAUUAGUGGCAAAUGUGUAACGAAUGAAGCCCUCCUUACUGGUGAAUCUACUCCACAAAUGAAAGAAUGUAUUCCUGUGGAAGAGUUGAAGGAUAGAAAGAAGCUUGAUAUCAAAAAUAUUGAUAAGAGUCAUGUUAUAUUUGGAGGUACAGUUGUUUUACAACACACAACAGGAACAGCAUGUGGAAAACAAGCUCCAGACAAAGGUGCUGUUGGUAUUGUGUUGAGAACAGGCUUUGAGACGUCUCAAGGAAAGCUCAUUAGAACCAUUUUAUAUGCUUCUGAACGUGUGAGCGCUAAUAACGUAGAAGCACUAUUGUUCAUCUUGUUCCUUUUAAUUUUUGCAAUUAUUGCUAGUGCAUAUGUGCUAUAUGAGGGAUUAAAGAAUCCUGAAAAGAGCAGAUACAAAUUGGCACUCAAUUGCAUUUUAAUUAUUACUUCUGUAGUUCCUCCUGAAUUACCAAUGGAACUUUCUCUUGCAGUCAAUAACUCUUUAUUGUCACUCUCCAUGUUAGGAAUUUUCUGUACUGAACCUUUCAGAAUCCCAUACGCUGGUAAAGUUAACGUUUGUUGCUUUGACAAGACUGGUACCCUAGUCAGUGAUAAGAUGACACUCAAGGGAAUUGCAAUGUCAGAAAAUGAUUCUGAUGAAUUAUUGGAGAAACCAAGUGAAAAGAGUAGAAUGGUAUUGGCUGGUUGUCAAUCCCUCAUCGAUCUGAAUGGAAAAAUAUUGGGUGAUCCUAUGGAAGUUUCUGGUCUUUCUGGUGUUGAAUAUGAAAUCAAUAAGGAUAUUAUUCAAAGUACUUCAUCAAAGACCAUCAAAUCCAUCAAAAUACUGAAGAGAUUUCCUUUCAACUCAGUCCUCAAAAGAAUGUCUACUAUUGUUCAUGUUGUAGAGAAGAAUGACUCUAAGGUUACUCGUGUUCUCGUAAAGGGAGCUCCAGAGUUAGUAAAGCCAUUCCUUACUGGAAGUGAAGUUCCAGGCGCUCUUCAAUCCUAUGACACUAGAUUCCAACAUUUAACCCAAAUCGGUAUGAGAGUAAUCACACUUGCCUAUAAGGAUUUGAACACCACCGAUCUUAAUGUAGUAGAAAAAUUAACUAGAGAAGAAGUAGAAAAAGAUUUGAUUUUUGCUGGCUUUGCUUCAUUCCAAAGUGAUAUUAAGCCAAAUACCAAAGAAACUAUUCAAAAUCUUAAAAAUAGCUCACACAAGGUUAUUAUGAUCACUGGCGAUAAUCCUUUGACCGCCUCACAUGUUGCAAAAGAAUUAGAAAUGACAAACAAGCCAAUUCUGUCCCUCAAACAAGACAAUGAAAAAUAUUAUUGGUUCGGAAAUACUAGCAGUGGAUGUGACUCGGACACGCACAAAGAUUUUGAUAUUAGUACUAUUCCAACACUUUCAAAAUCAUUUGAUUUUUGUGUAAGUGGUGAACAAAUGGCUAACCUUUCAGCACUUUCGAAUGGAAAAACUAUUUUGGAUGUCCUUUCUUCCCAUGUUGCAAUUUUCGCUCGUGUUAGCCCCGAACAAAAAGAAUCCAUCUUGACAUCACUCAAAUCACAAAAUUAUCAAACUCUCAUGUGUGGUGAUGGUACUAAUGAUGUUGGUGCCUUGAAACAAGCUCAUGUUGGUGUGGCACUUCUCGAAAAUAAGCCCCAACCAAAGAAGGAAAACGAAACCCAACAACCAAAUACACCCCUCCAUAAGAAGAGCGAUAUUAUCAAGGAACUUUCUAAAGUUAAUCCAUCAGUUAGUCCUCAAGCUCAACAAAAGAAAUCCUUCACAGAGUUGUUGAAAGAAAUGAAAGAAAAACAAGAACAGUUGGCAGCUCAAGAAGAGGCUAAUCUUGUUAAGUUGGGAGAUGCUUCAAUUGCUAGCCCUUUCACUUCUCGUAAAUCCACAAUAGAAUCAUGUGCUCAUAUUAUCAUGCAAGGACGUUGUACAUUAGUUACCACAAUGCAAAUGUACAAAAUAUUAGCUUUAAAUUGUCUCAUUUCUGCCUAUUCUUUGAGCGCUCUCUACUUGGAUGGUGUAAAGUUUGGUGAUUCACAAAUGAUGAUAACUGGCUUUGGAGUUGCCUUGUGCUUCCUUUUCAUUUCAAGAUCCAAACCUUUAGAUACUUUAUCCAAAGAAAGACCACAUAUUACUAUUUUUUCUCCUUACAUGUUAGCAACUGUGAUGGGACAAUUUAUUGUUCACUUGACAACACUAGCUCUCAGUGUUCAGGCUGCCAAACUUGCUGCUCCUGAAGUGUUAUUCGAACCAAAAGAAGCAGAUUUUAAACCUAAUCUUCUUAAUACUAUUGUUUUCAUUGUUACUUCCCUUCAAACAAUUGUCACAUUUGCUACAAAUUAUAAGGGAAGGCCAUUCAUGCAAGGCUUGACAGAAAACAAACCUCUCUUCUUCAUUUUGGCAGGUAUAGGAGCAUUAUGCAUGUUAUGUGCAAGUGGUUUAGUACCAGAAUUGAAUGCAACCAUGGAAUUAGUAGACAUUCCUGAGGGAAUUUCAGUUUUCCACACUUUUUCAUUUAGAAGUUUCCUUUUGGUUCUUCUCUUUGCUAAUAUUGGAGCUGUUUUAUUGGUAGAAAAGAUGUGUGCUACUUUCUUCCCUGCAAGUGAUUCAAUUGAUAAUCUUUAGUUCUACAACAAUACCUCUCCAAUAAAUUUACAUGAUUUAAGAAU
Messenger RNA from Naegleria gruberi, 3645 nucleotides. Its product is annotated as cation-transporting ATPase. Gene Ontology annotation, cellular component: endoplasmic reticulum membrane. Lineage: Eukaryota; Heterolobosea; Eutetramitea; Acrasida; Naegleriidae. Gene Ontology annotation, biological process: intracellular calcium ion homeostasis. The record is from RefSeq and is a predicted model, not a curated record. Gene Ontology annotation, molecular function: ATP binding; P-type ion transporter activity; ATP hydrolysis activity. The transcript has a single exon. Bases 2 to 3601 code for a protein of 1199 amino acids.